UUGUGUUUAGAAUUGUAUAAUGUGAAAUACUUUAUUGAUAACUUUGGAUUUAUCAAGGUUUUUAUAGGUAGAUUUCGAAUGGGCGGUGAAACUAAAUCGUUUCACUUUAAAUUUGCUUGGACUUUGGCCUGAAAACGUACAAAAUCCUUGGCGAAAGUUGAUGUGCAAUUUUCGAGUGUUAGUAACAUUUUUGGGAUUAAUCGGCGUUUUGACUCCCUCUAUGCAUUCUCUGAUAAAAAUUUUUGGAGACAAUUUGUUAAUGUUGGAUAAUUUACAAUUUACUUUACCGAUCUUGAGCAGCUUGAUUCAAAUUAUAAUUUUUUGGUGGAAGAAAGAAGGUAUCACUUUUUUUAUACAUAGCAAUUGUACCAAUUAUAAACAUGAUCGCAAAGGAUUGGUUAAAGUUAAAGAGCGAUCAAGACAGAAGUAUGAUGAUCCGAAGAGCGCAGAUUGCACAUACAAUUUUUAUUUACUCUUACUCCUUCAUGGUAUUCCCGUGUUUCUUCAUCGCAGUACUGCCGGCUUUUGGAAUAUCAAUGAGACUGACUCCCAACAUUACGGAUCCAGGAAGACCAAUGCCUUUACAAACUCAUUAUAUUUAUGAUAUAACAAAAAGCCCGCAAUAUGAACUGACAUUUGUUAGUCAAA
This is a messenger RNA of Wasmannia auropunctata (little fire ant), 648 nucleotides long. RefSeq lists its product as uncharacterized. The transcript has 2 exons. NCBI's taxonomy places the organism in Eukaryota, Metazoa, Arthropoda, Insecta, Hymenoptera, Formicidae. The coding region runs from base 161 to 604 and encodes 147 amino acids. The record is from RefSeq and is a predicted model, not a curated record.